Messenger RNA from Petromyzon marinus (sea lamprey), 9433 nucleotides. It is a transcript of the gene RIF1, whose product is annotated as replication timing regulatory factor 1. NCBI's taxonomy places the organism in Eukaryota, Metazoa, Chordata, Hyperoartia, Petromyzontiformes, Petromyzontidae. The record is from RefSeq and is a predicted model, not a curated record. Gene Ontology annotation, cellular component: nucleus; chromosome, telomeric repeat region. Gene Ontology annotation, biological process: telomere maintenance.
GGGGGCGGAGCCUUGUGACCUGGAAGCGGAAGCUCCUCGCGAGCGCCCUCGCGUUUCCCGCGAAAGUGGCGACCGAAGAUUCCCGCCCACCACCGUUCUCGUCGUUCUCCUCCUCCUCCUCUAUCGUCGUCGUCUCCCUAGGAGCUUAUCGCCGUGCCGCUUCAAAACAACAGCAGUGGCAGCGACGACAAUAGCAGCAGCAGCAAACGCGUAACCCGCAACGACUGCGACAUCAACAUCCAGCGGCGAUGCCGCUCCCGGCCGUGGAGGGCCUCCUCCGCACGCUUCAGGAUGGUCCCCCGGAUGACCAGGUGGAUGCGCUGCUCACCCUCUCCAGUAACUUGAGCUCUGAAGCAGUUGGUGAGGUGGUUAUGGAACUGGUUCCCAAAUCGGAACACCUCUUCACACUACUGCAGUCACGAGUGGGUAGCUCCCAGACAGACGAACAGCAGGGGCCUCAAGCGGAGAUUCAGCAUGCUGCCCUGCGUACACUGGGCUUCUGCCUGGCACAACCCUUGCUCGUUGCUACUCUCUCCGAUGACACUGCCGAUCACCUGCUGUGCAUGCUGCUGGAUGUGGCACACAGCUCAGGUGAUCUGAACACCUCCACCAGGGUGCUGUGGGUCCUCUCUCAGCAGUUGCUGCCACCCACCUUCAUGGAGGCAAAGCUGUCUUCGCUGCUGUCACUCCUGGAGAAGCUAUUGGCGCCAGGGGAGGCUCACUUUGUGGUGGAGAAUGAGGCUCUCAAAGUGUUGAGCAGGUUGUUGCAGCAGGUUCCGCGUGCGAUGACACAGAAGUCCACCUCGUGGCUUCCGCUGCUGCUGCCUAUGCUUGCCCACUCCAACGCCAAGGUGCGUGCGCGGGCCCUGUCCGUGUUGGAGGCGGCGAUGCCGCUGCUAACCCCCGGCUCGUCGGCGGAGCUCUCGGCCUCCGACUCCGCUGCUAUCUCCGUCGUCGUUGAGGCUCAGCUCAAAGGCAAGCUGUUAAAGGAGAUGGAGAAGCUUUUCGCUGCCAAGAACGAGGUGCACGUGAUGCGCGUGUGGGCUCUGUGCGUCACGCUCUUGUACUCGGUGCUGCGCAAAGGAGGGAAGCUCACCAAUGCCGUGCUUCACCUGGCAGAGCUGGGCUUCCGUAGCAGCUCCUCGGAGGUUAAGAGCGCGGCCUAUUCCGCGUGGAAGAGCCUCAUCGACAACUUUACCUCCGAGCCUGAGCUCCUGAGCAACGGGAAGCGUCUGCGUCUAUUGCUGCAGCCACUAUUGGUGACGACGGUGCGGGUCGAGGUGCUGGCCCUGGCCAUGCUUCGUACGUGGUGGCACCUGGUUGGCCGCCUCAAAGAGCAGGUGGCGAGCAGCUUUGAGCAGGUGUGUGUUCCACUGCUGCAGUUUGUCCUGGGCUCACCACUGAACGAGACAACGCUGACCGCUGCUUCCACCCCAACUGGGUCACUGAAGCCCGGCUUGCCAGUGACCUUGACGCCCAAUUUCCGACUGUCACUGGGUACGGGCUCGGGGUCGGCGCGCGUGUCCUCCCGUGCCAUGCAGCUACGAGGCUGUGAGCUGAUUGGACAUCUGCUCCUGGGUCCUGACAUUGCAGUGCUUGGCCUCCCGCUGACCUUGGCGCCGCUGGCUAGCGUGCCGAUCACGGCGGGGAGCUCGUUUACACGCCUGGCCCCCACUCUGAUUAUGGCCACACACAACGCCCUCAGCAUUGCCGGCAGUGACGUGCAAAGUUCGCUGGUGUUGCCGGUGUGGCAUAAGCUCCUGAGCCACGUGGCAGCAGGCAUCGAGUCAGCUGGUAACCGCAAAGAGCGGCAUGGAACAGACAAUUUCGCGCUACUGCUGAUGAGCCUGCAGCAUCUGGUGCGAUCGGAGAACCUGCCUGCCUCCCUCUCCAUGUCCUUACUGGAGGCCACGGUGGCCGGGCUACCCAAGAAGGUUCUGGGCUCUCCAGCGUACCAUGUGGCUAGCAUGGACGUUAUGCAGGGCACCUCUGCACUAUUCCUCAUUCAGAUUCUUUUCCAUGACAGCCUACUGCAACUUGACUCAGCAGAGCAACGGCUGGAGUCGCUCCUGCACACGCUUGUUGGCUGCGUACUGGACGGGCCGGCAUCCCCCCUCGGCUUCAGCGCAGUGGUGCUGGGGCUGCUUGAGCAAGCCGCGGUGGGCGCCACCCUGCCCUGCCAGCGCCUGUGCACCAUUUGGGAGUUGGUGGUGCACCCUCUGACGGCCCGCAUUCAGCAGACCAAGGAGGUGAACCAGGGAGAUACGCUGGAGCACAACUUCACGGCACUUUACAAGGCCUUGCUUUUGCCCAUCCAGUUCAUCUUCCCAGCGGCCAGCCUACGUCCGGCCAGCUUGACGGCGGUGCUCCACAGCUGGAAGCAGCUAUACCAGGCCUUCUCGUGCUGUGCCUCCCUCGUGUGCACCGCCGAGGCAAACGUGUGGUGCGAGGAGCUGUGCGCCCUUGCACUGCCGCACCUGCAUGUUGACCAGCUCGCGCACUGCCACUCUCUGCGUGCAACGGCUCACCUGGUGAGCGUGAUGCUCGCCAACUUCGACUUCACCGCUCUGGCGCAGAAUCGGGCUGGCACGGACAGUUCCAAAGGGUGCCUGAGCCCCGUUUGUCCUCGCCGGGUGAGGAAGGACUCCCUGGGAAACCUGAGCUCGCUGACCUCUUUGCUCGCAAGGGCCAUUGAGGCGUUUGGCACUGCAGCAACGGCGGCGACAGUGGAGACAGCGCAGACCAAGCUUUGGGCGACAGGCGCGAAGUUGGUGGAUGCGGCGGCCACGCUGCUUCGCCGAUUGCAGGCGUCGUCUGAGAUCCGGGCGGCUAUGACCAUGAUGGUGCCUCCCAUUGCCAGCCUUUACGCACAGAGUGGGAGAAAGGGCCAUCGUUACAGCCCCCUGCUGAUGGGCAAGCUGCCUGAGCUGUGGGAGGGUGUGGCAGGCCUCCUGGAGGGCCCGUCGGCGGGACCUCACGACGACUCGCUGCUGCAGCUCCUGUCACCGCUGCUGUGCCACACACUGCCUCAUCGGACCCCUGCUGUGCGAUCGCGGGCUGCGCAAUUUUGGGACGCCACCUUCGGGAGGACGAAAGCGCCUUUGAACUACCCUGAGCAGCUCAGGUUGGUGAUGCAGCGCCAGCGAACUCCGCUUGCGUUGCCUGGUGUGGAGCUCACAGACGAGGAGGCACGCACCGCCCCUUUUCUUGACGACUCGAAUGAUGACGACAACGACGCUGUUGCUGACAAAGGGGACUCCAAUUGCUUCGCUGUCAAGCAGGAAGCCACAGUCCAGGAUGGUCGGCAUCCCACGGGGACCAGCGUAAAGAAGGCACAAGCGAUCCACAAGGAGUCACAGCCAACCAUUCCCACACCUGUUACCCCAACCCAUAAUAAGACCGCCAUAGCUACCUGGGCCUCUCCAUGCCAGCAUGUGGAAAAGGCAACCACGCCAAAGGCAAGCAGCCUGCGGUCGCCCAGGACAGUGCGCACACGCCAAUUUGUUCAGCUCGAGGAGGAGAGCUCCCAGGACUUUGUGUUCAUCCCCCCGCCUGCUACAGCCGCCAGCCGAUCCCGUGUGCUCACAGAGCACCAGAAGGAGGUGCUGCGGACCAAGAGGGUGGACAUACCGACCAUGUACAACACACUGGAUGCCUCUCAGGACUCCACCGUGUUUUCUCAGCUGUCUGGCACGCAGGACUCUGAGAGCAGUGGGUCCUCCGCAUUGAGCCCUCUCACACACAAGACUCCGAUAUUCGCCGGUCAGAUGAAUGCGGAUGAGAUGGCUGUGAAGAGGGUGGUGGAGACGGAAGCCAUUGCAAAAAUUGAGUCAACGGGGACAACAUUGGAUGAAAAUAACCGCACUGCACUGGUGUCAAGCGGGCACUUGAAUGGAAGCGCCGACAACGCUAAGGAGGUGGUGCAGACAACAACAUGUGGUAAAGACGAGAUCAUCAAUAGUGCCAGCAGCAAAGAGAUUGAAGUAAGUUCCUCAUGCGUGGACGACAAAGCUCAGGCCCCUCAGAGUGGAAACGAUGCUCCAGAAUGCGACGCUCAGAACAGAGAGGCCGAACCGGAGCUGCUGGGCUGUAAUGGCAGCACAGAUAGAGAUGGAGCGAACCUGGAUUUGGAUGGGAAGGCAAUGGGGCUUGCAGGCGACACGGAGGGAGCCAGUGAAGAGAAUGUGGCUGUGGGCCCUGCCAACAGCAGCAAUGAGUCGAUAGAGAUGGUGGCUGGUACCCCGCCAAGGCACACUCCGGGAGAGCGAACCCUCCCUACUCUUGGCAGCCAAUCGAAAAAGAUGUUUCAGGAGUUGGCAGUCGAUCUUGAAAUGGAGGAGCAGCAGCAGGAGCAGGAGGAUGCCUCCAGGGAGCUGCCGGUCAAGCCGGUGGCACAACCGAGAACCCGCCGCAGUAAGAGUCGGGAAAACGCUGCGCGUGAGGGCCUGAGCUCGGGGUCGGAUGGGAAGUUGGCGGCAGAACGGAACGUAAUGGUCGACAGCCAGGAGGAACUCCCACCAGAGGGCGCUUUACAGCCUCGACGCGGCCGCAGGCAGUGCCGCAUAAAGAGCAGUGAUCAUGCAGCUCCUGUCGUGACCCCAAGGAGUAAGUUGGUCAUGGAGAGCGACAUUCCACAGCCAACACCCGGAACCGAUGGUAGGGCAGCUAACCAACGGAGAGCAUCUCAAAAGGGGCAGAUGUUGAGCGCAAGCAAGUCCCGCAGGAAGCUGCUUUCUUGCGAGCCCGGCAUGUACAUGGGAGAUUCAGAGGUGGAAGUGACGAAAGCAGAAUCUAGUUCUGAUAAGCACAGACUUGGAUCUCUCUCAGAUAGCGCUUCUUUUCAAGAGCAUGGUUCUUGCAAAGGCUUAAUGGCCGACAGCAGUCUGAAAGGGAAUGCUAAUUUUGGUGUUGCAGUAGCAGAUGCAGCAAUCCCAGGAUGCAGCAACGACCUCAACACUCCUCGCAGCAAAGCAAUCCGGGGGCGACAGCUAAAGCUGUCUCAGAUCUCCCUGCUAAGCACCAACAACAGCACACCCUCCCCUACAGCAGAACAAUCUCCUGUGUCUUCCCUCGUGGUUUCACAACCUGCCACAACCUCUCCUGUCGUGGCACAGUUACCUGUUGCUGCUCCAGUUGAACAAUUCCCUAUGAUUUCUUCUAAAAUGGUAGAAACCUCCAAAUAUUUCUCUGCAGUGGCAAAGCCAUCCACUCCUACGAUGACAGAAUCCCCCACGAUCUCAUCUGCGGUUGAAGAGUCCUCAUCUCCACCACAAAUAGUUGCACUGACCCUGCUCAAGGCCUUCAAAUCUGAUGAACAGUCUAGUAGUCAAGCAAGGGACGGCUCCUCCAGCUCAAAUGUUGGAGAUGAUUUAACCGAAACACGUGACACUGCAGCGGUGGCAGCGGAAGAGGAGAUUAAUGGCACCAGCGGUGAGAGUACUGUGUUCAGUCCACAGGCCAGCCCCAGCAGACCGACUAGUUCUGACAGUCGGAUCCAUGCAAGUGGAGAGCCGAAGAAGAGGAGGGUGAAUUUGGUGAGCAUCCCAGGUGGGCAGGCAAACUCUGGCUGGGCAAACGGGAGUGUCCGCAUUUCUGUACGCGAUGUGGUGCGCACGCCAACGAAUGGGGAGAGAGCGUUGGCGCUUCCUGCAUUCGAGAGGAGUGAGCAGAGUGCAGGUGUGACGAGGGACAAUGGCGCAGCCGGAAUCUUGGACAGAGAAAACACAGCUUUCGACACCAACCCGCAACCCACGGAGACAUCGGCAUCUGCAGAAACAAGUGUUUUGUGCUUGGAGCUCGUCCUAUCAGGUAGCUCACAUUUGGAGCCCAAGCUCGGCUUGAGUAACUUGCUGAGGCGGUCAAAGAGGAAGAGGAAGAGCUGGGGCUGCGGAAGGUACAGUUGGGAGAAUGUCUACAUGAAGAGGAGACGCUCGAUGCCCGAGGCGUCCGCCCCAGCAACUGGCGGAGCCGCUGUGAGCGACAAAGACGAUUGUGAAUUGGAGGGCAAACCUUGCCCCAGGCUUUGUGGAGAUGCCAUCACCGAGUCAGAUUCGCCACUGCAGCCAUUGAAGACACCGUUAGAGAAACUGUCGCAAAGAACAGUUAAAGGAGGAAGAGGAAGAGGGAAGGGUAGAAAGUUGCUAAAGAAUGUUGAGGAUGAGGUGGAGGAAGGGACUGCCGAGGAGGUUGGGGAGGAGGAGUAUAAUGUGAGUGAUCCGGUGGGGCCUGAAGAAUCUCCACGGCUCAACGAAACAAAAAACACCAUAGAAUGCGCUGCUCAGGAACAAUUGGUUAUAGAUUUGAACGAUAUCAUCACGACUGAUUUUAAAGCCAAGGAGCACGACCCCGAAACAGAGUUUGUCAGUGCAGGAGAUAACGAUGUAAAAACGUCUCAUGUUGUAGAUAGGGAACAGCCGGGUAAUGUGAUGCUGCCCCCCUCUCCCUCGCUGCUGGUCUCCAGAGGGAGUGACUGCGCUGCCUCCACCUCUCUUUCAUGUGGAGCGGAUCCCGGCAGAAUUGAUACAAUCACCACCGCAUCUCAUGCCGUGCCAACCAAAGGCGGAUUUGAGGAGGAAGAAUUUGGUGUCGUUUCAAGUGGGAUGAGCAAGGAGAUAGCAUCGCCAAUCUUGACCGCUCAGGAGAACCCAGCAGAAGAGAGCAAUCCCAAGGGCCAGGAGGUGUGUCCUGGAGAGGACGGCAGCGAGCUGGAGAUCAUCAACUCCAGCGGGGCCUCCCCAGCAGAGCCCUUGGUCAGUGCCGUAUGCGAGGAGGUGAUGGUUACUGUGACUGAGGCAGUGGCAGGAGGAGAGCAGAAAGUGCCAGGGGAGGAGAAUAAGAGGAACAUGGGUGACAGCAAGAUGGAGGAGGGGCAACAGGAGGAGGAGGAGGAGAAAAAAAAGGACAUGGCAGCCCAGACUACAGAGGCUCCAGCCUCACCAGGGUGCAGCACUCUUAUGCGGUUGAACGGAGACAUCGCCCAGAGAGCAGGCAGCCCUCCACCGGUCGCACCAAGAGGCACGUGGUCUCCAGCUGCAUCCCCAUCUCCCAGCAUCCUCAAGAAGGCAGCGGGCAGGAAGUCGGAGGCUGAGCAGCUGCCGUCAGACUCUCCACCAAACAAGGCACGACGCGUGUCAUUUGCUAACCCCAUCCGGCACGAAACGCUGGCAGAUGACAUCGACCGCCGCAGUCCCAGCCGCAGCCAGUCCCGCACGAUCACACAGCACCUUUUGACUCCGACGCGGAUCUCCCCGAUGAGCCGGCGGCCCCUUUCUCGUCGUGCUCUCGGAAACACCCCACCCAAGAAGCGGCUGCAGGAACAGCUGUGCACCAUGUUGCCCCAGCCACUGGAAGUGGUUCCCGUGCAGAGCGUGGGCCCCAUUUUCCCCGCGCUCAUCGGCUGUAAAACUCCAGUGGAGGCCGUGCUGCACCAGCUCACGCCGGCGAUAUGGGCCCGUGGGCUUGGCCACUUGGUGCGAGCGCGCUCCAUCAGCACCGUGGGUGAUCUGGCGGCACUGAAUUCCGCAGACCUGCACUCCCUACCCAUCCGCUCACCCAAGUUUCACACGCUGCACAGGGUCCUGAAGAUUUUCCAUGAGCAGAAGGGGCCAGGGGCCACGGAGCAGGAGAUGGCGCUGGUGCUGCCUCCCGACGACCAAGUAGACUGCAAGGCGCUGGUGAAUGGGCUGAGCGAGGAGGCUAGCAGAGCUGAAGCCCCAGGUGCUCCUGUCUCUGCAGGGGGCACGGGGUUCUUGACGGCGGUGUCAGCGCUGACGCACCAUAAUCCUAGCGAAGAGCUGAGGGUCACACCGCUGCCCCUGCUACUGCAGGCGCACGGUGAACUUCUCUCCGCACUGGUGCACGUCGCUCAGGCAAUGGCGCGGCGAUGAGCACCAUCUUUAUGAAACGCCCUUGUUCCCUGCAACCCGGCCUUGGCCACCCACAAACAAACGGCAUCGCUCCCCAUGCCCGAUGGAGAGAGAAUCAAGCAAGAUCCUCAACUUCUGCAGCUGUGCUGAUGCGAUGCAACUACAACGUGGCCACGUCUGGCACACAAUGACUUCCCAAACGUGACCUGGGUUGGCCAAAGUGUCUGAGUCUUACUUGGUGCAGCCUUGAUUUGAAGCUUUCGUGACUGCAGGAAUCCAUACUCUUUGGUUCUUUCGGUAAAGUCACGUAGGUUGAAAAAUAAUUUAUCACGACGUUUCGAUUGCAACACAAGCAAUCAUCAUCAGGUGGGACAACCACAGCAAGAAAAACUGCUAUAGUAGCCGGGAGAUCUGCCGUGGCACGAGGUUACAUAGGUCUCGGCAGUAGGGGGUAGAAGGUGGGGGGAGAGAUGGGGCGGGGCAGAAAGUGGACCCCGCGGCAGCACUUGAGUCAACGGGGGAGAGAUCUGAGAGAUCGGCUGCAGGGGGGGAGAGAGAAGGGGGGGGAGGAAACGCCUUUCUCCCCCCACCUCCUACCCCCUACUGCCGAGACCUAUAUAACCUAUAUAACCUCGUGCCAUGGCAGAUCUCUCACCUACUUCAGCAGAUGUUCUUGCUGUGGUUGUCCCACCUAAUGACGAUUGCUUGUGUUGCAAUCGAAACGUCGCGAUCUAUUAUUUUUCUACCUACGUGAUUUUACCGAAAGAACCAAAGAGUUUGGUGCAGCCUGUUUUUGUCACGUGAGAAUGAAUAAGGUAGUGUCCGUUGUUUAACAGGGCCAUGAAGCUUGCCUGUGAGCUUUGCCACUUUCUACACAAGCCUUUGUUGAGGGUUUCAGCCUGAAUGUAACAGCAGCCGGCGCGGAGCACUAGCUGCCUCUGUGUUAGCCAUUCCUGGCAAGGGGAAGUGGCAAGAACCCAUUGGUGCUCACUGAAGUUUUGUAUGUGUUGCUUGGAAGAAACAUGAACAAGAGAGGCGACAGCAGCACAUCUCAGCGUGGGAGGGGAGAGGGCUUAGAUCUCUGCUCUCUUUCUCUAAAGCAGAAAUCUUAGUUUACCUAUUAACUUCGUGUGGUACGUGGAGAAGUCCCAAUUCGGAGUUAGCAUUGGACACAUCUCACUCGGUUGACGUGUGAAGCUGUUACACCCAUUUACGAAGCAUCCGUUCUGUAACCUGGCCACGUCUUAUCGCGUAAACCCUCGCUCCACCCGCAGGCACAAUGCAACAAGCCAAGGUCAACCUUAUUCGAUUGCCAAGGUUGUUUCUUGUUGCCAGUGUGCCCACCCACUCUUACUUUCCAGCUGAACAUUCUGCCCUAGCACACACUGCUCACUUAACUACCAGUUGUGGAAGCACAGCAGUGUUUGUGUUUUAUCCUGAGGGAUGUCAGUUCAUUAUUUUAAUUUUUCAAUACAGUUCAAUCUUUGCUAUUCUCGUUUAUGCAUACCACUUUUGUGAAUAUGUUGAUUGAACAGUUGCUAAAUAAAGUUAACAAAUAUAACACCUAA